AUGCAUGCAAACCACCUUACAGAAGCGGAGCUAGACGAGAUCUACGCCUUCGCCGUACAACUUGGCAAGGAUGCUGGCAAGCUGCUCCUCGAGGCCGCCCAGUCGAGAUUCAACGGCGAGAACAGGCAGGAAGUUGUCGAGAAGGACAGUUCGGUAGACAUCGUAACGAAAACCGAUGAAGACGUAGAGGCCUUCAUCAAGACAUCCAUCCACGACAAAUACCCCAACCAUGCCUUCGUCGGCGAAGAGACCUACUCCAAAGGCACCUCGCGCGCCUACCUCAUCAACCCCACCACCCCGACCUGGUGCGUCGACCCGCUCGACGGCACCGUCAACUACACGCACCUGGUCCCCAUGUUCUGCGUCUCCAUCGCGCUAGUCGCCCAGGGCCAGCCCACCAUCGGCGUGAUCUGCGCGCCGCUGCUGGGCCAGCUGUUCACGGCGUGCCGGGGCCGCGGCGCCUGGCUCAACGAGACGCAGCGGCUGCCGCUCAUUCGUAAUCCAGUGCCGCCCAUGCCGGCGGACGCGCCGCGCGGGUGUGUCUUUGCGUGCGAGUGGGGGAAGGAUAGGAAGGAUCGGGUGGAUGGGAAUCUGUAUCGUAAGGUGGAGAGUUUUGUGAAUAUGGCGGCCGAGGUGGGGGGGAGGGGUGGGAAGGGUGGGAUGGUGCAUGGUGUGAGGAGUUUGGGCAGCGCAACACUCGAUCUUGCAUACACGGCAAUGGGGGCGUUCGAUAUUUGGUGGGAGGGAGGGUGUUGGGAAUGGGAUGUCGCCGCUGGUAUCGCAAUCCUCCAAGAAGCCGGCGGACUAGUAACGACUGCGAAUCCGCCUGAAGAUCCCGCAACUGCGCGGAUAGAGGACGUGGGGUUGGGAAGUCGCCUAUACUUGGCCAUCCGUCCCGCAGGGCCCUCAGCUACCGAGUCGGGGAGAAAAGGUCAAGAGAGAACUGUCCGAGAAGUAUGGCGGCGUGUAAGAGAACUCGACUACACCAGGCCGGCCGCUUGAGGUGCUGCGAGGAGAAAACAAGCCCGAUGCCUUGUAUGCUGAACCCUGAGAAAAAGAUGAGACAAUACCAGAGGGUGUGCGAUUGGAGAGGCAUGUGCCAGCUGAAAGUAAUGAAACCAAGUCCGGGUUCAGUGUCACUCGCAGCAAAUGAGCAGCUCACAGUGUCCGGAGACGAGUGGCUG
Molecule: messenger RNA, 1184 nt
Organism: Chaetomium fimeti
Lineage: Eukaryota; Fungi; Ascomycota; Sordariomycetes; Sordariales; Chaetomiaceae
Product: inositol monophosphatase
Exons: 6
Coding region: 1-1002 (333 amino acids)
Biological process (GO): signal transduction; inositol metabolic process; phosphatidylinositol phosphate biosynthetic process
Molecular function (GO): inositol monophosphate 1-phosphatase activity
Source: RefSeq, a predicted model, not a curated record